CCCAAACUUGUUGCUAUCGGAGGGGGGAACGUACAGAUUGAUAAACCAUAGACACAGGUAGUCAGGGUCAUGUUUAUGCCUAUGUUUGAAGCUUAUGAUGAUCACGAUGAGGAAGGUCAACGGGGUGUACAUGAUUUUGUUUCCACAGAACAUGAUGCAGCGCUGCUGGCGCCUCCCAGUGCCGCUGGGUAAACGUGGCCUUGCCGUGGUCACACACACGCGACAGGCGGUGGUCUCGGACAACCCAGAAGCGGAGAAUCUAGACGGAUUUGAGCAGCAAUAUCUAAAGGAACGUAUUGAGAUAACAACAUUUCAGAGAAUGCUCCUAGGGGCGGGCUCUUCCAUAGCCGCCAUACUGGAUCCAAGACGCCAUGACAUGAUCGCCUGUCUGGGUGAGACUACUGGGGAGGACGCUUUGUGGAACAUUAUGGACACCAUGCAUGAGAGUGAGGAGGGCCAACGCAUCAUGGUCGAGAAGCCGCGCAUUCACACCAGCACCAUUGACUUUAAGCGACUGGAAUCUCUGCCUGCCGACACGUUUGGAGCCGCCUAUGUGAAGUUUCUUAAAGAUAAUAAAGUCACGCCGGACAGUCGCAUGGCCGUACGCUUCCUGGAGGAUCCCAAGCUGGCCUAUCUGAUGACGCGCUAUCGCGAGUGCCACGACCUGAUCCACACGGUUCUGGACAUGCCCACAAAUAUGCUCGGCGAGGUGGCUGUCAAGUGGGUGGAGGCGCUCAAUACUGGCCUGCCCAUGUGCUACGGUGGAGCGGUGUUCGGGGCGGUCCGCCUCCGUCCCAAGCAGCGACGGGCCUACUUGAAGCAUUACUUGCCGUGGGCCCUAGAGAACGGCAAGCAGAUGAAGCCCCUGAUGCCCGUCUACUGGGAGGAACGGUGGGAGCAGAAUGUGAAUGAGUUGCGCGCCGAGCUAGGCAUUAAAUUGUUGAAUAAAUUUUAAAAUUUUAUUUUUUAAAACGCCAAUUUUUGAAGCUUUCCCACAUCGAUAACUAUCGAUCACCCGAAGAUCGCGCAAUGUGAGUCGGUCUGGUAGCCCUGCUCUCAAUGUUCAUAUUAUUCAAAGCACUUAAAACAUUAUUUUAGAAACAAUCAAAAACAAGGGAGUACUUAAUAUUAGCCAAUCUUGUAGAAAAUGUAUCUAUCAAUCGAAUAAAAUUAUGUGUUAA
Molecule: messenger RNA, 1181 nt
Organism: Drosophila pseudoobscura
Lineage: Eukaryota; Metazoa; Arthropoda; Insecta; Diptera; Drosophilidae
Gene: Coq4
Product: Coenzyme Q4
Exons: 4
Coding region: 95-955 (286 amino acids)
Biological process (GO): ubiquinone biosynthetic process
Cellular component (GO): mitochondrial inner membrane; mitochondrion
Source: RefSeq, a predicted model, not a curated record